CGAGCUCGCCAACCCAAUCCAAGGGCAUAAACAAAGCCCCCCUCCGCAGCCCAAGGAAUCGAUUCCCCAAUCGAUCGAUCGCCCGCUUUUGAUUUACCGCCCCCCGCACUGACACCCUCUUUCGAUCGCCUUUCGCCACAUGAUCCGCCGUGCUUUUCCUCCGCCAGCGGCGGCUCAUCGCCAUGAAAGAGCCCAAGAAAAGGUAAAGAGCCCAAGAAAAGGUCAUCAGACGCAGCCGCUUCCCUCUGAAACAGCUGCAGCAGGGUUUUAGGGGUAGCUUGAUAGAGGUUUAGCUGAUCGAUUCUGUCGACGACCCUCGAUCGUAUACCUUCCUUCUCGCCGGGGUCACCGCCGACGCGGCUUUGCUUCCGGCGGGCUUUGCCGCGAUCCCCCGCUGCAGGCAGCAAGCGCAGCAGGGCCACGGCCAUCGUCGGUCGAGCAUACGCUUCCCUGCCUGGGCAAAAGAUGUUCUUGCAUACGUGCUGGGCUUCUAGCUAGGUGUCAUAUAAGUGCCUCUCGCCAUUGCCACUGAGACGACCUUGUGCUGCGGCCUGCAGUAGACGAGCUUCAGAAGUUUUUACACCUGUCGAUCGGAGCAGCAGUAAGUGGAAAAAUGAUGAUGGAAUUUUAUGCAGUUUGUUCAUGGAUUUCCUUUCGUUUUUCUUUCCUGAUCGAUCGAUGUGUGUGGUCGGCGUCGUCUUGCAAUGGAGGUUCAAGAGGACAAGGAUGAGCGGGCACGGCGGCGGCGGCGACCCGCACCACGAGGACUUCCAGCUCAAGGACACGAACCCGCUGCUGGGCGAGCAAUGGCCCAAGGGCGCGGCGGGCCCCGCGGGCGGCGGCGGGCUCGCCGGGUGGCUGGGCGUGGACAAGCCGUCCAGCACCUACGACCUCGUGGAGCAGAUGUUCUUCCUCUACGUGCGCGUCGUCAAGGCCAAGGACCUGCCGCCCAACCCCAUCACCGGCGCGCCCAUGGACCCCUACGUCGAGGUCCGGCUCGGCAACUACAAGGGCACCACGCGGCACUUCGACCGGCGCGCCAACCCCGAGUGGGACCAGGUCUUCGCCUUCUCCAAGUCCCGCGUCCAGUCCAACGCCCUCGAGGUCUUCCUCAGGGACCGCGAGAUGCUCGGCCGCGACGACUACGUCGGCAAGGUCACCUUCGACGUCGCCGAGGUGCCCACGAGGGUGCCGCCCGACAGCCCGCUCGCGCCGCAGUGGUACCGCCUCGAGGACCGGCGCGGCGAGGGCGGCAAGGUGCGCGGCGAGCUCAUGCUGGCGGUCUGGAUCGGGACGCAGGCCGACGAGGCGUUCCCGGAGGCCUGGCACUCGGACGCCGCCGCCGUGCGCGGCGAGGGCGUCGCCAGCGUGCGGUCCAAGGCGUACGUGUCGCCCAAGCUCUGGUACCUCCGCGUCAACGUGAUCGAGGCGCAGGACGUGCAGCCGCAGCAGGCCCGCGGGGGCCGCGCGCCGGAGGUGUUCGUCAAGGCGCAGGUGGGGAACCAGAUCCUCAAGACCUCCGCCGUGCCGGCGCCGACGCUGAACCCGCGGUGGAACGAGGACCUGCUGUUCGUCGUCGCCGAGCCGUUCGAGGAGCAGCUGGUGCUCAUGGUGGAGGACCGGGUGGCCCCCGGCAACGACGACCUCCUCGGCCGCGUCGCGCUGCCGCUCAAGCUCUUCGAGAAGCGGCUGGACCACCGGCCGUUCGUGCAGUCGCGGUGGUUCGACCUCGAGAAGUUCGGCGUCGGCGCCGGCAUCGAGGGCGAGACGCGGCGGGAGCUCCGGUUCGCCAGCCGCGUGCACGUGCGUGCCUGCCUGGAGGGCGCCUACCACGUGAUGGACGAGUCCACCAUGUACAUCAGCGACACCCGCCCCACGGCGCGGCAGCUCUGGAAGCCGCCCGUCGGCGUGCUCGAGGUCGGCAUCCUCGGCGCCGCCGGGCUGCAGCCCAUGAAGACCCGCGACGGCCGCGGCGCCACCGACGCCUACUGCGUCGCCAAGUACGGCCAGAAGUGGGUGCGCACGCGCACCAUGAUCGGCACCUUCAACCCCACCUGGAACGAGCAGUACACCUGGGAGGUGUUCGACCCCUGCACCGUCAUCACCAUCGGCGUCUUCGACAACUGCCACCUCGGCAACAAUGGUGGCCAACAGCAGCCGGCGCGCGACGGCCGCAUCGGCAAGAUCCGCAUCCGGCUCUCCACGCUGGAGACCGACCGCGUGUACACCCACGCCUACCCCCUCAUCGCCCUCCACAAGUCGGGGGUGAAGAAGAUGGGCGAGCUCCGGCUCGCCGUGCGCUUCACCUGCCUCUCCCUCGUCAGCAUGCUCCACCUCUACACGCAGCCGCUGCUGCCCCGGAUGCACUACCUGCACCCGUUCACGGUGACGCAGCUCGACGCGCUCCGGUACCAGGCCAUGGGCAUCGUGGCGGCGCGGCUGGGCCGCGCGGAGCCGCCGCUCCGGCGCGAGGUGGUGGAGUACAUGCUCGACGUGGAGUCCCACAUGUGGAGCAUGCGGCGGAGCAAGGCCAACUUCUUCCGCGCCGUCUCCCUCUUCUCGGGGCUCGCCGCGGCGGCGCGGUGGUUCGGCGACGUGUGCCAGUGGAAGAACGUGGCGACGACGGCGCUGGUGCACGUGCUGCUGCUCAUCCUGGUGUGGUACCCGGAGCUGAUCCUCCCCACGGUGUUCCUCUACAUGUUCCUGAUCGGGCUGUGGGGCUACCGGCGGCGGCCGCGCCACCCGCCGCACAUGGACACGAAGCUGUCGUGGGCGGAGGCGGCGCACCCGGACGAGCUGGACGAGGAGAUGGACACGUUCCCGACGUCGCGGCCGCAGGACGUGGUGUACAUGCGGUACGACCGGCUGCGGAGCGUGGCGGGGCGGAUCCAGACGGUGGUCGGCGACAUGGCCACGCAGGGGGAGCGGCUGCAGUCGCUGCUCAGCUGGCGCGACCCGAGGGCGACCUGCCUCUUCGUCGUCUUCUGCCUCCUCGCCGCGGUGGUGCUCUACGUCACGCCGUUCCGGGUGGUGGCGCUCGUCGCCGGGCUCUACGUGCUCCGCCACCCCAGGUUCCGGAGCAGGCUGCCCGCCGUGCCCAGCAACUUCUUCCGCCGCCUGCCGUCGCGCGCCGACAGCAUGCUCUGAUGAGUCUCAAGGAUGCAUGACCCCAUCCAGUCCUCUCCCUCCUGCUCUGAAUCUCAAGCAUGCAUGCUCUGUUCGAUCGUCUUCAGUCAAGAAAGAAAAUGUUUCCUUCAUUCCGUUUGCUUUCCUUUUGAAUGAAUUUCUUUUUUCUAGUGUGCAAGGUGUUAAGUAAGUUUGGGCACCUUGAGAUUUGAAAAAGUUCAGGUGUAACUAUGUUCGUCUGAUGAAAAACUUGGGCGUGAUGCUAUGCUCCAAGUUCCUUGUUUUCCCAUCUCAUUGGGACAAAUCA
Molecule: messenger RNA, 3433 nt
Organism: Panicum virgatum (switchgrass)
Lineage: Eukaryota; Viridiplantae; Streptophyta; Magnoliopsida; Poales; Poaceae
Product: FT-interacting protein 1
Exons: 2
Coding region: 643-3147 (834 amino acids)
Source: RefSeq, a predicted model, not a curated record